Cannabis sativa is the source of this 1257-nucleotide messenger RNA. RefSeq lists its product as uncharacterized. The record is from RefSeq and is a predicted model, not a curated record. NCBI's taxonomy places the organism in Eukaryota, Viridiplantae, Streptophyta, Magnoliopsida, Rosales, Cannabaceae. The coding region runs from base 113 to 973 and encodes 286 amino acids. The transcript is spliced from 5 exons. Gene Ontology annotation, molecular function: ubiquitin protein ligase activity. Gene Ontology annotation, biological process: protein polyubiquitination; protein monoubiquitination.
GGGUGUGUAGAGAAAGAGCAGGCCGAAGCCCAUUAGGCCCAAUUAAAAGCCCAGAGUUUUCUACUUAUUUUGGCCCGCUCUUCGUCGUCUUCCUUAUUCCGACUCCGAGCUCAUGGAACUCCCGUCGCCGUCGUCAUCUACAUACCGGACAUCAUCGUCGAAAUCCGGUCGUUGCGAAAAGUUUAUCAACAGAGUAAUUUGGCCUGCGAUUCGAGGAAAGUCUUGCCCCAUAUGCUUGGAAAGCCUUCAUAUCCAAACCUCGGCGGUUCUGACUCUGUGCACCCACGCUUUCUGCGAGGUAUGUAUACGCAGAUGGAGCUAUCUGAAACGGAAAUGCCCUCUUUGCAUCGCUGAUUUUGAUUCUUGGUUCUCACGUAUCGAUCUCUCCUCUCAAAACUUCCGUAAACACCGUUUACCAGCUCUAAAUACAACUAGUUCUACACAGUUCCGCUUACAAGAACAACAUUCGAAUUUUAGGACAGUGAUAAGUUCUCUACGACGGCGAUCAUCGCCUUUGCCGUGGCGGCGGUCGUUUGGACGGCCGGGCUUAGUGGGUUCUGAUGUUAUUGCUCAGAGAAAACUUCGAUGGCGAUCAAGCAUAUAUGAGAAGCAAUUGAAAGCGGUUCCUAUAACACCAAUGGAGAAUGUUGAACAGAAUAUGUCAUUGAACAAUGGUGUAAAAGAAAGAAUACUAGGAAGAAUAGAACCAUGGAUAAGGAGAGAGCUACAAGCAGUCCUUGGAGACCCAGAUCCAUCUGUGAUUGUUCAUGUGGCUUCCUCACUUUACAUUGCUACCCUUGAAAAGAAGAUUCAGUUUUCUUCAACACAGCUUGAUUUGAGAGACAAUUUUUUGGAUGAAUUGCGGCCAUUUCUGCUCGAUAAAACUGACAUGUUUUGGCAUGAAGUAAGGUGUUUUGCAGAGAGUUCAUUUACAAUUGAAACAUACGAUGCUGUGAUUGAAUAUACAGAGUAGUGAUUGCAAUGCAUUCAUCCAUGAGAUCCAUUCAAAUAGAGGUGCAUCAUUUGGGCUAGUUGGCAUCUCUAAAUUUUAUGGCAACAGCAAAGAACAUACUGAGAAACUGGAAAUUCUUUAAAAGAGAAGCUCAGCAUGUUUUAGUUAAAUGUGGAAUUAGAUUUUAUAGGUUUCAUUUCGGAGUGUUCCUUUCCUGUAAUAUAAACUUAAGCAUAAACAAAAAGUGGCCAGCUUCUUUGUGCAAAUUUCUUUGAAAUCUUAUCAUUCAGUCAGAAUUACAAUCA